Messenger RNA from Pseudophryne corroboree (corroboree frog), 859 nucleotides. RefSeq names its product meiotic nuclear divisions 1 (gene MND1). Bases 172 to 789 code for a protein of 205 amino acids. Gene Ontology annotation, cellular component: nucleus. The record is from RefSeq and is a predicted model, not a curated record. The transcript has 8 exons. NCBI's taxonomy places the organism in Eukaryota, Metazoa, Chordata, Amphibia, Anura, Myobatrachidae. Gene Ontology annotation, molecular function: double-stranded DNA binding. Gene Ontology annotation, biological process: reciprocal meiotic recombination.
UGACAGUAAUGGGUGGAGUCUGCAGGCAGUCUAAACUGUGCCGCGAUCCCGUACAGCGUGCUUCCCCAGGCAGCGCCUGCGACAUACAUACAUACAUACAGGCGACAGCUGUACAGGGGACGUAACAUCUCCCGUCCGAGUAGCAGUAAUCAGUGACAUCGGGCCAGCAGCAUGUCUAAAAAGAGGGGUCUUAGUGUUGAGGAGAAAAGAACGAAGAUGAUGGAGAUAUUUUUUGAAACUAAGGAUGUAUUCCAACUAAAGGACCUAGAGAAAAUUGCCCCAAAGGAGAAGGGAAUUACAUCCAUGUCAGUGAAGGAGAUUCUGCAAAGCCUGGUGGAUGAUGCAAUGGUAGACUCGGAGCGAAUAGGAACUUCUAAUUAUUUUUGGGCCUUUCCCAGCAAAGCUCUUCAUACAAGGAAAAGAAAACUGGAGACAUUGGAAAGCCAGUUUACAGAAGCAAAUCAGAAGAAAAAACACUUACAGCACAGUGUGGAAAAAUCAAAAGUUGGACGUGAAAAUACGGAUGAGCGAUCCAAGCUGGCAGAGGAACUUGCAUUGUUGAGGCAGCAAAGGGAGCAACUGAUGGCAGAGCUAGACAAACACAAAGAAUGUGAUCCAGAUGUUAUAGAAGAGAUUCGUAAAGCAAACAAAGUGGCCAAAGACGCUGCUAAUCGCUGGACUGAUAAUAUAUUUUCUGUCAAAUCUUGGGCCAAGAAAAAGUUUGGGUUUGAAGAGAGCAAGAUCGACAAAACAUUUGGCAUACCUGAAGAUUUUGAUUAUAUUGAUUGAAGUAAUAUGCUUGUUAUAUGUUAAUGUAUUUAGCCAUUUGUGCAAUCCGGAAUAAAAUGCACAUUCCAAA